This is a messenger RNA of Mangifera indica (mango), 2586 nucleotides long. RefSeq names its product ceramide kinase-like. The record is from RefSeq and is a predicted model, not a curated record. Lineage: Eukaryota; Viridiplantae; Streptophyta; Magnoliopsida; Sapindales; Anacardiaceae. The coding region runs from base 414 to 2222 and encodes 602 amino acids. Gene Ontology annotation, molecular function: kinase activity. The transcript is spliced from 12 exons.
CUUCUCAGGAAAAAGUUGAACAAAAAAAUUUGGAAAGUUAAGAAUGGAAAAGAAUUAUCGAGAGAAAGAACGGGUGACGAAAAACAGUCGUUCUGCCUUCUAGAUAUUUAAAUUCAUACUUCCAUUAAAAAAAAUGAGAUGUUUGUGUUUUGGUUGUAUCAUAAGUUCUUUUCUUUUAUUUUAAGAGUUAAACAGAAAAUUCAUCUUUUCAAUAAUUUUACCUGAAGAUUUUUUUUUUCUGUACUGAUGAAAUGACUUUUUGAAAGUUUAUCUUUGACGAAAACCUAAUUGAAGUUUCAAUUGGGCAAAGUUGAAUUCACAGGAUCAUUUAUCUUGAAUUCCUGCUGAUAUUUCUUUCUUAAAGUUUGUAUUCUUUCCCUUAUUUUGAUUAUUUAAAUCGAUUUUUUUCGUUGAUGGAGAGAAACGGAGAUGAUAACAUCGUAGAAAAGGAAUUAGCGGUUAAUGAAGGUGAUUGUGAAGCACCCAUUUUGAAUUCAAGCGUUUUCUUGGAUAAUUUUGGAGAAGUUCUUCUUACUCAUGAUUCAGAUGGCUUGUCCUGGAAACCCCUUACUUCCUUUGAUGAUGAUGGAUCGUCAUGUUUGAGAAUUAAAUUUGGUGCUAAGCUUCCAAAUGAAAUCAAAUUCUCUGAUGUCUACGCUGUUGAGUUAACUGACUACGGUUUAAUUCAUAAGGGGAAUUGUCUGACUGCAGCAAAUAUUUUGAUGAGACGUGAGUCUCCUGAUUCUGAGAUGUUUCGCUUUAUGGUGCACGGUUUCCAAAAAUCAGAAAGACAGCCUAAUCUUUGGGUCUUGGCUGAAUACACAUUCGGUCACAGGGACCUGCCAAUAUGUGAGAUGUGGGUGAAUCGACUUAAUGCUUCUUUGAAUUUAGAAGAGGGAAGACCAAAGAAUCUCCUGGUUUUUGUUAAUCCUAUGAGUGGGAAGACUAAGGGCUGUAGAACCUGGGAAACUGUGGCUUCUAUAUUUGCACGUGCUAAAAUUAAGACGAAGGUGGUUGUUACAGAGAGGGCUGGACAUGCAUUUGAUGUGAUGGCAUCUACUACAAACAAGGAGCUUAACUCAUAUGAUGGUGUUAUAGCUGUUGGUGGAGAUGGUUUUUUCAAUGAAAUUCUUAAUGGCUUUCUUUCUUCAAGACAUAAAGCUCCUUAUCCUCCGGCCCCAUCAGACUUUGUUCAUUCUGUUGGGAGUAAUGAUGAUUCCCUAGCUCAAAAGCCUGAUGAAAAAGUUGCUGAGGCUUCUGAUCAAAAUGAUGGUCAGUAUAGUUCACAAGAUAAUGGGUUAGGACCAUCAAAUUUCCUUCAAGAUUCUGAGUUUCCGUACCCCCAUGAAUGGCUUAGGUUUGGAAUCAUUCCUGCCGGUUCAACUGAUGCCAUCGUGAUGUGCACUACUGGAGCUCGAGAUGCUGUAACAUCUGCACUGCACAUUGUCCUGGGAAAAAGGGUGUAUCUUGAUAUAGCUCAAAUUGUGAGUUGGAAAGCAACAGCUGCAUCAAAGGUUGAACCUUGUGUACGAUAUGCGGCUUCUUUUGCUGGAUAUGGAUUUUAUGGAGAUGUUAUUACUGAGAGUGAAAAGUAUCGCUGGAUGGGCCCAAAGCGAUAUGAUUUUGCUGGAACAAAAGUGUUUUUGAGACACAGGUCAUAUGAAGCAGAAAUAGCUUACCUUGAAGUUGAAUCAGGAAGGACAAAUGCAGCUCCUGAUAGAGGUUGUUGUCGACUUGGAAUUUUACAGACAUCAGGAAGUCCAAAUAAAUCUGAUAGAGUGAUUUGUCGAACAAAUUGCAACAUUUGCAAAAUAAAGUCAAGUUGUUCAACUCCUUACUCUUGUCCUGAAGAGGCAAGGUGGUUGCGAUCCAGAGGACGAUUUCUUAGUGUCGGCGCUGCCGUAAUUUCUAACCGAAAUGAGAAAGCACCUGAUGGUUUGGUGGUUGAUGCACACCUUGCAGAUGGCCUAUUGCAUCUCAUAUUGAUUAAAGACUGCCCUCAUGUGUUGUAUUUAUGGCACUUGAUCGAGCUUACGAGGAAAGGUGGAAACCCCCUUAACUUCAAGUUUGUGGAACAUUACAAGACUCCGGCUUUCACAUUUACUUCCUCUGGAAAUGAAAGUGUCUGGAAUUUAGACGGUGAGCUCUUUCGAGCACACCAACUCUCUGCCCAAGUAUUCCAAGGCCUUAUUAGCUUAUUUGCAUCUGGUCCCGAAGUUUAGCGGAAGACCAUCUGCAGUUCUGCGAAGAAUCUCAAAUACACCUGUGUGCAAUACUCAGCUGAUUCAAUUGAUAUAAUUUUUUAACAUAUGCAGGCAGAGGGCUUCUUAAAAAUGGCCUUUAAGUGGUCCUGAGUUUUAGCCACUCUAUGUCAUUUGUUGCUAGAAGGGGUUAAGACUUAAGAUUGCUCUAGGAUUAACCUGCUCAAGUCAAUUUCCCAAAUAGACUUUAUUUUCAAUUUGGGAAAUAGCCGUUAAUCCCAACUUUUGGGUUUGUUAAUGUACAAGCAAUUGCUAUUUUGUAUGGUAUUUGCCUAUACAAAUUUUCAAUUCAAUCUAAACUAAGCUUAAACGCAGUUCAGUUCAA